AUGCUGAUAAAUGAUACCAACUUAUAUAAAAGAUUGGAAGUUGGAAUUCCAAUAUUUACUCUUAUUGGUGAAUUCUGAUCCGGAAAUUUAGGUCAUGAUAUCUUACAAAGAAUAUGCUCUGAUUAUCACUCAGAGCCGAGCUCUUUUUCUUGUUUCUAUGCUGACGCUGCUUAUCUGAUUACUAGUGCCUUGAAUUAUAUUAUAAAUAGAGGGCAUGAUUAUAAUGAUCCAUAUAAACUUAUGGCAGCUAUAAGAACUACUCAGUUUCACGGCUGCGCUGGAAGUGUGAGCAUUGAGAAAGGAAGUAACGAUAGGAUCGUUGAUAAAAUGAUUAUUGAAGGUGCUAAACGUAAUGCAGAUGGAAGUGCUUCAAUCUAUACAAUUGGAAAUUACCGACCUUUCAGCUCAUAG
Blepharisma stoltei is the source of this 411-nucleotide messenger RNA. The record is from the annotation of a GenBank genome assembly. Lineage: Eukaryota; Ciliophora; Heterotrichea; Heterotrichida; Blepharismidae.